UUCAAUGGAAAUAUAUAUUGCCAAAGAUAUAUUUUGUCAAGACUGGCAUAGCCUGAUACAUAACUGUUAUUCUAAGCUGUUGUUCAGUGCUCCAUGAAAUAUCUCCCAACCAAGAUGUUUCUUUUGGCCAAAAACGUGUGCAUUUCUCGACGAACCUUGGUUCCAGUCUUUCAGCGGUUUUUAAGCUUGAAUGCGCUUAGCGACCACAAAGAAGUUCGUGCACUUGAAUGUCAUAAUGGCGGAAAGGUGAAACCUACCUUCUCGUCCCAAGAAAUGCAACUCCGUCUGGACACGAUUCGACGCCAUAUGGAGACAAACGGAAUUGACGCAUGCGUAUUUACAUCUUAUCACAACAUCCAUUAUUACAGUGAUUUCCUUUAUUGCUAUUUUGGUCGACCUUAUGCGCUCAUUGUCACCCCGUCGAAGACGACGAGUGUUUCUGCUGGCAUCGACUAUGGUCAGCCGUGGCGCCGAACAUUCGGUGAGAACAUCGUCUAUACGGACUGGAAAAGAGACAAUUAUUAUCACGCUGUGCAACAACUGGUUGGCGACGCCAAAACAGUAGGGCUGGAGUAUGACUGGGUCCAUCUCGACAGUUACCGAAAGUUCACCGAUGCCUUACCGAAUGCAAAAUUCGUAGAUGUCAGUCAAUCGACCAUGAAAAUGCGAAUGAUUAAAUCUCCCGAAGAAAUUGAACUUAUAAAGCAAGGUGCACGUAUUGCUGAUCUUGGAGGAGAGGCAGUUGUCAAGGCAAUCAAAGAGGGUGCCUCUGAGCACGAGAUUGCUUUGGCUUCAACAAACGCGAUGGUCAGAGAGAUUGCAGACACAUAUCCGCAUUCUGAAAUACGAGAUACAUGGACUUGGUUCCAAUCAGGAAUUAAUACCGAUGGUGCUCAUAACCCAGUUACCACCCGCCGAUUACGAAAAGGAGAUAUCCUCAGUUUGAACUGCUUUCCUAUGAUAGCUGGAUACUAUACAGCACUCGAGCGUACGCUUUUUUGUGAUCACGUGCCAACAGACCGGCAUAUGGAACUCUGGGAAGUCAACUGCAAAGUUCACCGUCGGGGCCUGGAGCUCAUAAAGCCAGGUGCGCGUUGCAGCGACAUCGCCAAUGAACUUAACGAGCUCUACCUUGAACACGAUUUGCUGAAAUAUCGUACGUUUGGAUACGGUCAUUCCUUUGGUGUUCUUUCUCAUUAUUACGGACGCGAAGCUGGGCUGGAAAUCCGCGAAGAUAUCGAGACGAUGUUACAGCCAAAUAUGGUAAUAUCCAUGGAACCAAUGAUUACAAUUCCCGAGAGGGAGCCUGGUGCAGGUGGAUAUAGAGAACACGAUAUACUUGUUGUCAAGGAGACAGCGAGCGAAAAUAUUACUAAGUUCCCGUACGGACCAGAACACAAUAUCAUUAAAAACUAAUGGCAAAUGUAACUUAGCGGCUAGAAAUGUAUUUUUUGUGGUUUUGUUGCUAGGGUCUUUAUUUCUUGAAUUUAUACGCAGCGAGAUAGUACUCACAACCAAUUAUAUUAUUCUCAUAAAUAUAUAGCAUAUAUUUAUUGCAUAAUUAAUCAUAAACUUGAUCCCGUUGUGGAAAAAAAAAUAGAAAUUUGAAAUGAUAAGUAUUUGUAGGAAAAUCUACGGAAUACAGAACUAAAUCCAUUUUUGAAUUUAUCUAGGUUUUUAUCUAUUUAAUUGAAAUUCCCACUGUCUUCAGUGCAGUGGAAAAUAGGAAUGCUGACCGUGACAAAAUGAGUCAUUUACUAAACAGCAAUGGAGGGUCAGAGAUGAUUAAACACAUUUAACCUUG
Messenger RNA from Stylophora pistillata, 1804 nucleotides. RefSeq lists its product as uncharacterized. The record is from RefSeq and is a predicted model, not a curated record. Lineage: Eukaryota; Metazoa; Cnidaria; Anthozoa; Scleractinia; Pocilloporidae. Gene Ontology annotation, molecular function: creatinase activity.